This is a messenger RNA of Mya arenaria, 12444 nucleotides long. Its product is annotated as FH1/FH2 domain-containing protein 3-like. The transcript is spliced from 33 exons. NCBI's taxonomy places the organism in Eukaryota, Metazoa, Mollusca, Bivalvia, Myida, Myidae. The record is from RefSeq and is a predicted model, not a curated record. Gene Ontology annotation, biological process: actin filament network formation; cortical actin cytoskeleton organization. Gene Ontology annotation, molecular function: actin filament binding. Gene Ontology annotation, cellular component: cytoplasm; cytoskeleton. Bases 681 to 8150 code for a protein of 2489 amino acids.
UAGUUUCUCAUAGGAUGCACCUAGGUCUUUUUAGCUGGCUAGCACGUGUACGUAUAUUGUUUAUUGUAUGUACAUACAUUUUCGUGAUAGACUGUUUAUUGUUCUGUAUCGUCUGCUGAUUUGUCAGCCUCGCGCGCGCUAAAACAUUAUUUUGCCAUUCUUUCCCCCCAUUUCGAUCUCCUAUGUAAGACAGCGGAGAAUUGUGAGGAGCUAAUAUAUCUGCAAGCAAGAAAAGUGCCACUUUCAAAACGUUAUUACUGUGUGUCAAAGGAUUAAUAAAACGCGUGAUAUUGUUCUAUUUCUUACUCGGAUAUAUUGGACUUUGACGUGUUUUCCAGUUUUUUGGAAAAAUAAUACAAAACGAUCAAUGUCCGGUUUAGUGAACAAAAAACAUGUCCACCCGACGGUUCUCCAUUGACCUUUCCGCCGGCGUUGGAAUAGGUGGUAUUCCCCGUAGCCGCCGUUCGUCGGUAGACUUGAGCGCCGGUGUAGGAUCUUUCAGCCGCCAGCCCGCCUACGAGUACAACCAGGGACCGGCAAUACCCAGCAUCAGCCUUCCCCUCAGUCCCUCGUCACACGUCAUCCCGACCUUUGACCUUUAUAGCCCUUCGUCCGCCGCCUCCAGUCGUCGCGGGUCCAUCGACUACAGCGCCGGAGUAGCUGCUCCUACGUUUGAGUAAAUGACGACAGACCAAGCAGGAUUUUCACAAUCUGGCAUUUGUGGGCGUAUACUCACACGAAUAAUCUUCUAUCUUGCUGGAAUGUUCAGAAGUUACUUUAAAUUUCAGCCGUCAGGGGCGCGGGAUUACGGUGGUGGAGGUGGUUCCGGAAGUGGUUAUUCAUCGAACAAGCGCUAUGGCUCCUCUUACGACAUGGGAACCAGCCGUGGUUACGGCGGAACGGGGACCAGCAAAUACGGCGGCAGCAGCGGCUACGGCGGAAGUAGCUAUUUAAAUACCUCUUACGGAGCACCUCGGACGAGUUACAGACAAUCGAGUUACGAGCCUCGUAUAACUCCUUACAUUUCCGGUGGUUCCGUAAUGGAUCGUGUCAAACAAAUUAACCCCGGUGACUCGCGGGGAGGAAGUUACACUCCGUUGACAAGCCGCCGUGCGCAACAGCGGGACUAUGGCGGCGGUGGCGGCGGUAUGGAUAAAUAUUCAUCGCGCAGUGGAAGUGAUUAUAGUGCUAACAAUAGUUUAAACAGAUCAGGAUAUUUAUCAGACUAUGGCGGAAGUAAUCCGUCGCUGUACAGUUCGUGGGACCGCACCUCGUCACGUGGUCGCUAUGGCGGCGCGAGUAGAGAGACGUCGCCAGUAAGUAUCCGGGCGCCACCCCGACAGUACGACUAUAGCAGCAGCGCAUCACCCUCGCCUUAUUCGACCUACCGGCGAGGGUCAGAAACCAACAGGUCGCCUAGCUUGCAGAACCGAGUCGAGCGGCAAAACUCCUCCCGAUCGGACCUAUACGAGGAAUCACCGCCUCGUCCGCGCCGGAAAUGGGAGGAGGGCGUAUAUGGGGUGGCAAAGAAACAAGAGGCGCCCCGGGACACGCUUCCGGAGCCAGUUCAACCGCCUCCUAAAGACUACUCUACGGACUCUGAUGAAAGCGCUCCGGAAGAAGACAAGCCUCACGUUGCUAGGUAUCUUAUGAGCAGGGGAACGUCCCCUAUACCGGAGCCCGGCACAAGUAAACGAGAACGGCGGUCGAGAGAUAUGUCCUCCGCAAUAAGUAGAGUAAAAAGGGUAAAGUGUCCACAAAAGGACGCUCGUGUGAGGAAAAAUGAGUUAAAGCGCCGGCGCCUAGUGGAUUGUGCUACACAGACUAACUUAGACGAGCAAGCGCCGCCUCGCAGGUCACGACAGGGUGGUGCUGAAAACCGCGCCUCGAGGGACGAUAUUGCAAAAAUGGCGGCAAUGGCUCUUCUGGCAGCAGAAGAUAAAUCCCCAGGGGAUAAUUUUUACAAACAGCGUGAGAAGUUUCAGCAGGCUAACUCCCCUAUGUCGCCUCCUUACAACAGACGACAAGGGACAAGUUUUGAUUAUGACCCGCCAAAACAGAAGGCAGAAACGCGCGGAUGGAGAAAGUCGGUCUACGAUGACAGUCAACCUGUGAAACAGCGAAAUGAAGCGCCUGCUGACAGAGACUCGCGGUUUGCAGAGAAUCUUGAAGUUCCUGACGAGAAAAGUUGGAGAAAGGCUGUGUACGGCGAGCCAACGCCGGCGCCGCUCGGUCGGUUGAAACAUUAUCAGACAGAGGAGGACUUGAGAUCGGCCGUGGACGGUCCUCGACCGCAUUGGCGGCCCAAGACCAGUACACCGGCACGGCCGCCGAUAAAAGAACAGGACAGUACAGAGUCACCAGCGGAGGACGCCAGGCCAACGACUCGACAAAACCGCCGAUCCGGGUCGGAAGUUGAAAAAAGACGGUCGCUACAGUCCGAGGUUGAAAAGAGACGGUCGCAACAGUCCGAGGGUGAAAAGAGGCGGUCGAGAAAUGAAUCAGAAGAUUACCGGCGGUCUUCAUCGAGGGAUAGCAUUCUGGAUGAUAAGCCCCACAGAAGACAAAAACGGACGUCGAGUCGUGAGCUGUUGGAUGAUGAGGAGUCGCAACAGAGCGGGCGGACGGCAUUGACGCCAGAUACCCUCUCUCUAAGAGACAGCAUUGAGAAAGUUCAAAGCUGGAAGCAGAAAUUACCACCAAGCGUACAGGAUCAGCAUCUGAAGGUAGAUAGGCACCCGGAGGGCGGAUUACCCAAAAGUGAUUCAGGGGAGUACUUUUCAGCUCAGGAGCACAAUGGUGCUGGACACGAGGGCGGCGGGAAGUACCGUGAACAGAAGUACGCCCAGCAGCAUUCACCAAUGUCGCCUAGUUAUGAGCAGCACAUGUCGGAGGAAGAUGUCCUUUCACCUGGUGGCCACCGCCGGAAGCGUGGUAAUCGCCACCUUUCAAGGGAGCUCUCACUCGAGAGCAGUGUAUUUGACGAGGACCGUUCGCACCACCCGGUAAAUAAGGAGAAACUGAGGAAAUCGGAGCUGAAUAGGUCCGCUGAGAAAGAGAGACAGGACCAAGAAGACUUAGAACGCCGGCGUCGAAUAUAUGCUGGCGAGGAUCCCGCUGUGGUUGAUGAAUACCUACGUCAACGUAGGGUCGACGUCAAAUCUCCGGAACAUUUCUUUCGCGAUGAGUCUCCAAAUCGACGUCGCUCGCGUUAUAGCUCACGCCAUAACUCGCGUGAGGACAUGCUCGACGAAAAACGGCCACGGUCGAAGAGGGAAUCCGACCCGCAUGCUAGCGACAGCUCGCACCACUUUAACAAGGAGGGGUCCCCGAACCGACCGGGAUCCCGCGACAAGAGACGCAGUCGGCAUAGCUCCCAAGAGGGGCUGCUGGACAGGGACCACCAGCAAUACAUGCGACCCCACAGCAUGGUGGUCUCCAACGAAAGUCUCGCGAAGCUGAGCGCCGCGGAAUCAAUACCGUCCAUGCAUUCCGCGCACACCGAGGACGGAACAAUCAGGAACUCCAUGCAGUCCAUCGAAUCAAACGAGGUGCAGGAAAUACCCUCGGAUGAGCAACUUCCUCAGUCCACCUCCUACCAGUCGAUGGCGUCAUCGGGAGGUUCACUUCCGGAUAUCGUUCCCGACGACGGCGCUCCGAGAGAACAACAAAUUUCGAAACAGAGCACAAAGAAAACUCACUCAAAACGUACAGGUCUCAUAGGGCAGAUGGCAGACAUCGACAGCCUCCUCAAUUUCAGUCCGAACGAAGAGGAGUUUGUUGAGAAGGGGGUGGGAAUUAAGGAGAUCGUCCGUCAGAACAAACACAUCAUGGACGCACCCGUUCCCCGGGACCCCUCGCCCCUGAGGCCACAAAAAUCUGAGGAGAAGCUUAUUGACAUUGACGAGCCUGUUUCCGUUUCGCCGCUGGCGGCCCCGCCCAGGAGAUCUGCGGGCGAGGGCGGCCGGAAGUCCACAUCUCCGCUCCCCAGGAUAGCCACCGCUGGUAACGUCAGCCAGACCGGCAAGGAGAUGUGGGAUCUUCUCAAACGCAAGAAGGGUCUCGUCGUUAUUAGCGACAUCCUGGAGCUGUGCGAGAAGCCGAAGAAGCGGUUUAUCCGGGUACCGGGCGCGCGGGAGGAAGACGAUAGGAGCUUCCGGGGAUACGAGACCGCCAACGAGAUGCUCGAUAACCUGCAGGUCGACACAAAUAAGCUUGAGGACUGUGCGCUGCAGAUAUACCGAUACCAUAAUGGCACACAGGGCGACUACACAACCUACCUUGAUCUCGAAUCCACCAUCGAUGAACAGGCGGAAGACCUUGAGGGAUUCCAGGACCAUUACACUUCUGCCAGUCCAAAACCAAGGCGGAAGAACGCGCUUAUCCUGCGAACCCAGCUGACAGUCCGAGUACAUGCUGUGAUAGAAAAAUUGCUGAAUUCCAGUGGGCGGGAACUACGCCGUGCCUUAUUCUCUCUCAAACAGAUCUUUCAGGAUGACAAGGACCUGGUGCAUGAGUUUGUGAACAACGAUGGGCUGGAAUGUCUUAUCAAGGUCGGAGCAGAGGCCGACCAGAACUACCAGAACUACAUACUCAGAGCUCUUGGCCAGGUGAUGCUGUAUGUUGAUGGUAUGAACGGUGUCAUCAACCACAAUGAGACCAUACAGUGGCUGUACUCUCUACUUGCAUCAAAGUUUCGGUUGGUGGUGAAGACGGCUCUGAAGUUAUUGCUGGUGUUUGUGGAAUACACAGAAACCAACGCCCAACACCUUGUACGGGGAGUGACCACGGUCGACAAGAAAAGAAUGGUGAAGGUGUGGACUAACGUGAUGUCUAUCCUGGAUGAGAAGGACGGCGGCGACUCCGAGCUGCUUGUGUACGCUAUGACUCUUAUCAACAAGGUAUUGAACGCAGUUCCGGACCAGGAAACAUUCUAUGAUGUGACAGACGCCCUUGAAGAGCUGGGGAUGGACCGGAUCACCCAGCGAUACAUGAAGAGGAAGGGGGCAGACCUGGACCUUCUAGCACAGUUCCAACAAUAUGAGACUGCCUUGAAGGCUGAAGACGGGGAGGAGGAUGAGGUUGGGAACCUUGACAGUCUCCGACGCACUCCGCGGAUCAAGGCGGGGGGUACCGCUGAAAGGAAGAGUCGGCGGUUCUCUACAGGGGUGAUGCCUGGGAAGGGUGAACAGGGGGGAAUGAGCAAGCAGAACAGCGCACCCAUGCUGCAGGAUGUUGACAGGAAAGCUGCUGCGGACUAUUUGAAGCGAAAAGCAAGGCUGGAUGAGCGAGGAGCCUUGAUGCCGGCAGAACAUGAGCAAAUAGACCAGAUGCCAGACAAGGCGAGGUUCCGCCACUUGCACGCUAUCGACAAUACCGCCGAGGAACCGUACAUGAAUGGCUCCGGGAAGGCCUUGGAGGCAGUAAGUUCAGAAAACAAGGAUUCUCCCUCACAAGCAGAUUCACUCCGCAAUAGACGAGAACGGCGUGCACGCCAGCGCGACUUUUACCGAGCACAGGAAAUCGGUGCACCCCAGUUGUCAACGGUUUCCGGUGAUAGAAUGUCCAUAGCAAGCACCUCUUCCACGAGUACAUGUAGUAGUAACAGUAGCAUGCCUGUUGUCGUGGAAACACGGGCCGACACUAAACAGUACUCGUCAUUGAGUUCGCUCAGUGAUGCCGAAUCUCUGGACAUACAAAACCAAAAAAUGGGCCGAGAGCCUCCAGACAAGCACAUCCACCCAUCACGUGUGCACGAGGAGUCCGGCUACCAGUCUACAGACGACCUGGGUCGCUCAAGGGGAGAAAACUCGUAUAAUGAAUCUCAGCUGCAGAACGGGGAUGAGCAGGAACAGGGCAUGUCGAACAAUCACCGCUGGCUCAUGUAUAAAAUGCAGCACAAAGACGAUGACACGAGUCAGAGCUCAUUUGAAAAACAAGAGCAGCAGGGUGGUGUUGUAGUUAACGAUCGGACAGGACAACAUGUGCAGGAUAAUAAAAGUGAUAACCAAAAUUCUCAGUUGGAUAAUAAGCAAGAGGGUGAUAAAAAUAAGGUGAAGUCUGAGUUAGAGCGGUUACACGGGCGUAAGGCCGACAUUGAAGAGGGACCAAAGAAAACAACAGGGCCGGCGGGAGAUAAGUCGGGGCUUAUUAGUCAACGCCUCGAAAGUCUCAAUAAAAAACAUGAACCUUCUAGGGUUGAGCCAGUCAUUCAUAAACCUGAUGUCAAUUUGACAGAAAGUGACCUCCAGUGGGAGAGAUUACAGAAACGGCUUAAUCGGUCUCUAAAAAUUAACGAUAUGGAUUUUACAGACUUAAAAGAUACAGAUGAUGAAGAUGUGUUUGCUCCUCCAAAGUUAGACUUUGGUGAAGGGGUUCCGCCCCCUCCCCCCGUUCCAGGGAUUCCCCCACCCCCACCUGGUAUGGGACCCCCACCCCCACCACCUAUAAUGGGAGUACCACUCCCACCACCCAUGGGGGGCCCUCCUCCACCCCCUCCAUUCGGCAGUGCUCUACCCCUACAGACAAUGUCCAUAGACCUACCCCCACCCCCUGGGGCUAAUCUUAAAAAGAACAAAAAGACCCUGAAACUCCAUUGGAAAACUGUUCAACCUGAACAGCCACAUGUGUCAACCAAAGGGGUGACAAUUUGGAAGGACAUGGUACCGGUGAAGGUGGACCCAGAGAAGUUGGAGCACCUGUUUGAAACUCGGCAGGCUGAGCUGAAACAGAAGCGCCAAGAGGCCACUGGAAAGAAAGAGAUUACUGUUCUUGAUCCGAAGCGAUCCAACACGAUCAACAUCGGUUUAACAGUUCUGCCACCUCCCAGGACAAUCAAAGCUGCCAUACUCAAGAUGGAUAACUCUAUCAUGAACAAGGAGGGAAUUGAGAAGAUCCUGACCUCCAUGAUCCCGACGGACGAGGAGAAAGCAAAGAUCCUGGAAGCCCAGCUAGCAAACCCGGAUAUUCCGCUGGGACACGCGGAACAGUUCCUUCUAACCCUGUCCUCCAUCAGUGAGCUCUCGUCACGACUCAAUGUCUGGCUGUUCAAGCUGGAUUAUGAGAAUAUAGAGUCGGAAAUUGCGGAGCCAUUGAUGGACCUGAAGAAGGGGAUGGACGAACUCCAUGAGAACAAGACGUACCGUUACAUCCUCUCUGCCAUACUCACUGUGGGGAACUUCCUCAAUGGAGCCCAGGUGCGAGGUUUCAGUAUCGAGUACCUGGCCAAGGUUCCGGAGGUGAAGGACACUGUGCACAAACACUCCAUCCUGCAUCACCUGUGCACCAUCAUCAUAGAACAGUUCCCGGAUAGCACAGAUCUGUACUCAGAGAUAGGAACCAUUACACGCUGUUCUAGGAUGGACUGGGAUGAGUUGAAGCGUAAGCUGGACCAACUGGAGAGUGACUGUAAAGCCUCCUGGGACAACCUGCGAGCCAUCAUCAAACACGACGGGUCCUCUAACUCACAGCUCAAGUCCAAGAUGUCAGAGUUUUUGCGGGAUGCAGCUGAGCGUAUCAUGAUCCUUCAGAUUGUUCAUAAACGGGUUAUAAACAGGUAUCACAAGUUAUUACUCUGGAUGGGCUUACCAGUGUUCCAAGCUAAGGACCUGAAGAUCAACUUAUUCUGUAAAACCAUCAGCGAGUUCGCCCUUGAAUACCGAACAACGCGGGAGAAAGUCAUACAACAGCUUGAGAAGAAGGCAAACCAGCGGGAACGAAAAAAGACGAGAGGGAAGAUGAUUGUCGAUCUUUCAUUACCCACCAAUAUUGACACAAAAAUAAAGCAGAUGGGCAAGUUCAAGGGUACCAAGGGCUCAUCCAAGAAGGGCUCUGAGGACGAGGAUGCCCUACAACGUGUUCUUGCCAAUGGCUACACGAGUUCUGAUGAUCGAGGGCUUCCCGGCCGACAGAGAAGAAGCAGGAUGGGACCCGCAGACACAGCAAGCCUCAAAAGAAGCAGCAUGUCGGGGUCACGUGGCUGUCUGACCACUGAUUCGGAGAUGUACGACACCGGUGACGAUGAGAUACUCGAGGCGUGCGUACGUACAGCAACCACACCGUCCACACGUGCACCUCGGGAACGAAAGAAGGGCCAACGGAACCGCAAGUCUUUCUUGGAUAGGGAUAGGGAUAGUGAUACUGAUCAUUAGUCUUCGAACAGUAUUUUACUACAUAAGUAGCGUAUGAGACGUACGCUUAAAAAUGGCCUCAGCGCUGAGGAGGUAAAUGCCAUUACCCAGGCGGAAAAUGUUUGAAACUAUGGGGUCUGAAUAUUGACAAAAUCACCCUGGCUGUAAUAGUUUUAAACAAAGUGAUGUGAUUUUUCCCUAGCCGAAAACCACAGGAUUUGAAUAUCAACCAAAUGCACGCUGAUGGGAUAAAGGCGUUUGAGUGACAACACACUAAUGGGACAACAUCAGCUGACAUGUUUAAAACACCCGGCUUCGAAUGUUAACAUGCACAAAGAUAUACGUACUCUGAGCAUAUUGUUGCCUCAUUAAUUGCCAUCUUUGCCAGAAAUGGCUCAGUCUAUUUGCUCUGGAAUGAAUUGAGGCUAAACAUAUAAUAGAGUCUAUUUUUGCUUCAAUUAGUAACACAUUGUUAUUUAUUUGUUAACUGUAUGCUCAUUGUUGUAUCAUGGCAUUCUUAAAUAUAAUUAUAUUAUUAUGUUAUAAACAUAAAUCAGUGUACAAAAUCAUGUCUCUUUAUUUAUUUAUUCAUGAUUGUUUAAUUCAAAGUGCUUCUUAAAGACUAUGAUUGUUUGUGUUAUAUUUGUCAGUCUUUUUCAGAAUGAUGACCAUUAACUUACUGUUCUAUGUGUAUUUGUAUUCAGCAUACUUCUGAAGAACUGAGCCACGUCAACAAGCUUGAUACGAGACAACAUAAGUGUUCUGACCUUACUCAUAUAUGCAUAUACUUAAUAUAUAUAUAUUUAAGAAAAUCUAUAUUAUUAUAUAAAAAGCAGUGUAUAAAAGGGAGUCAUAACCGGAUCAUUUCGUUUGGUUAAAUAUGAAAUUUUGAUUUUAUCGGAUGUAGAUAUUCAUGUUAGUCAUUCACACAUGCGGUGCAUCUGGUUCAACUAAAUGGUUAACACAGAUUUCAUGUAACAUUUCUAACAAGCACAGAAAUCUGCUCACAAACUAUAGAAAUUCUUUAAUUUAAGCUUUAUUGUAAUUGUUCCUCAUUGAUCUGGUUCCUCUCUCUUUACUGUUACUGUUUACAUGUUAGCCUUGUACUUGGCUUUGUUUUGUCCAAACCAACAUAAGUCUGUUCAGGGUUUGAAGAGCCAUACUGGCCAUACUGCCCAUGUAACUGAGAACAAGCUAUUUUUUAUAAUGCUUAUGAUGUAAAUGUUAUUUUAUUGAUUCAUCUUAGCACCAACAUUGUUCAGUGAUAUAUUUGUCCAGGAAUGCAUCACGCAAUGUAUGCCAUCUUCUGUGUUUGCAUUCUCUAGAAUUUGUUGUUGUCCCAUCAGACAUGAUUGUGUAGGUUUUCAUCAAUGUUUGAUUGAGGUUCUUUGUAACAAAUUUGAACAAAGGUGUAUUUUGUAGUCACAUGUAUUUGUUUAAGAACAAUAAUUCUUUGUGUUUAUGCCUGAUGCGUCUUCCAAUACGUUGAUUUUGUUUUGCCCGCCUGUUUCAGAUAUACAAAAGUAAGCUAUGCAAGUCUCAUGUUGGAGUUGAUAGUGAUAUAGAACAUGUGAUAUUUAUCCUGUAUCUUCCCUCUAUUAUUAAAUACCUGCUGUACUUUGUUGGCUUUCUAAUUCACAGUAUGGUUCUAUCAAUUUUCAAAACUUUUAUUCCUGGUUAUUAUGCAAUAUAUUUAAAAACAAAUACCAGGUAGGUUGGAUGGAAUGCCUACAGUAAGGGUUUAUUUGAAUUUACAAAUUGAAACUUAAAUUUAAUUUUCGACUCUCCUCUAGUUAUCAUUUAAAUUCUAGAUCAUGCGAUAUUUUGACUGGUCCCAUGGCUGAAAAGUAAGAGCGUGACAUUGGUGAUUGAUCUAAAAUUGUCUUGUACAAGAUGUUAUAGACCCGCGUAUUAUUUUAGUGACAAGUUGGAUUUUUGCAUUUAUUUAUUUUUUAAUGAAAUCCACCGUGUGAAACACUGAUACUCACUUUCUUCAUUCAUUGAUGUCCACUUUUUUAUAUAAUAUUUUUAUGAGUUUGUUUGUUUUUUUGCCAUUGUAAAAAAGGAAACAUUAUACUAGAAGUCAGGGUGAAAAACCAUGUCAUUACUAAGUAUAACUGCAUCUGACUGCGCUCAUUUUGUUUUUCAAUAAUGAUGUGGCUUAGAUAUUUUGUGCAAUAGUGUUUAUAUGCUUUACUUAAGUGCGAUAUGCUUAUUGUCUUUAGUGUUUCUUGCCAUGAAAAUGUUUAUCGUCUUAAAAUUGUCUUGCUUACUUAAAGUCACUUGGUAAAACCAUAAGGAUGCCAUUACAUUUGUCUAUUUUUGUACGGAGAAAACUUACUGUCCAUGGAUUUUAGCCUAUCUAUAAACUUCUGUAGUGAUUUUGAACAUUGUACAGGUUAUGUAUAUUUUGUAUGAUGAAGUAGUGAUUCUGUAGCGUAGAAUCAUAACCAGUCUACUACUUAUUAUGCAUAAAUUAGUGGAGAUUAAACCAAAAAAAAUGUAGAUUCAUCCAUGGACUGGUGAUUGUUUUUCGACCAGGAAAUAUGCAUUAAAUGAAUUAUUUUUCAUCUACAAUAACAGAGUUACUCAGAUAUAGUGCCUACUUUAACUACACUCGUGUAUUUGCUUCAAAACUUGAUGAUGCGUUACUGCUUGCCUCACUCUUGUUCUUUGAUGUGUCAAUUGUAUCUUGUAAUUCAUAAAAUCCUUCCCAUAACCAGUUAAUAUACAAUGUACAUUUUUGAAAAUCACACAGAUAAUCUGUUUGCCAUAUAUUUUGUUAAAUUUUAGUCAGACACAGAGUAUUAUGUUUGCUGGACUUCAUCACUAAUGUUUAACUAUACAGUUAUAGAGAACUAACAGCUAAUACAUAUACUAAAAUUAAAAGUGAGGAUUUUAUAAUGUCUAAUAAUACAUGGUGGCAUUUGAGGUGGUCUCAAAUUCAUAUUUAUUUUAUUCACUGGAGCUUAUUUCACAUCCAUGACUAAUCAAUUUUGUUUUAAACUGCAAAUUCAGACGUUUAAAAAUGAAUUUCUUAAGAUAUAUUCGAACAAUAUUAUGUCAAUUACUGUUAACAACCAUUUAUAUUUUGAAUGUGACCAUUUUACUUGGAUCUAUUUAUAAACAUCACAGCUUGAUAAUCAGCUGAUGUAUGUUUGAAUUGAGUUAAACGGUACUUCUUUUGCUUCAUAACAAUGCACCAUCACUUGUAGAAAUGCUUUAAACAUCUGUUUUAUUCUGAUAGACUUAAUAUUUGAUUGUAAAAGAUAAAGGUGAUAUCUUGGCCAAAGUUCAUUAUGGAAACAUGGGAGGUACACUGGAGUCUUCUAAUGAUCAAAUAAGCUUGUCAAUUUAUGUAACCAUUGACAGUAACAUCAAACAUCGACGCCUGGUGACUCGGUACAAUUUUGGUUUCAUUUGAAAGUUUAUUGCUUGCUGAUUACAUAUAUGUAAAAUACGGGGCAGAAAAUACAUUCAGAAUCAAGUAAUCACAGUUUUAAUUAUGUGCUUUACUUACAAUGAAAUGACGUAAAUUGCAAUCUUUUAAGGUCUAAGUAGCUUGUUAAUAAUAUAUUUUUCAGUACUUUUUUUUUACAUAUUCUUUGACAUGACAUCCUUUGAAAUGGUACAAUUUUGUUUGGGUCCCCAGGCUUCCAAAAUUCCCAUUUCUGAGUAUUGGAAACAAGAACAUAGACCUGUCUUACACAACAUGACUUACACACUAUAUAGUCUCACAUUAGGGCGUAUUAUGACCCACGUCUUUCCUGCUCUAGUUGUUUGUUUAUCGCUGUCUCAUAUACUGUUUUUCAUGACCUUUAUAUUUUUACAGAACUGGCACCAACUUUAUUAUGUACUGUUGUUCAUGACCUUUGUUUUUAUACAGGACUGGCACUGAUCUUUACUGUAUUAUAUACUGUGAUGUUUAACAUAUGGUAGAUGUAAUGUAAAAACGGAAGCUGGUGGUUAUAUCAUAUACGAAGAAUUAAUAUACAUUUAUAUAUAUAUAUAUUUAUUUAAACGGGAUUAUAACCAUCUAUCAUACCAAAGCCACAAUCAUUUUAUGUUUACACUAAUUGAAAGGUAGCAAUGAAAGAAUAUUUGAAAUGGUACUAGCAGUAGUAAUAUACAUAAAUACUUCAUUCUAAGGUACCCAGUACAUAAUAUAGUUUAGUGCCGUCAUGUAUGUUACAUGUAAAUGUUUGUUACUGAUUGUGGAGUAUCGUUGUGUUCUAGUUGUUGCUAAUACAUGUUAACAAACAUAUGAUCUAGAAUUUUUUUUCCUUUUUUCAUUAAAUAAAAUUUUGUAAACAAA